Neohortaea acidophila is the source of this 940-nucleotide messenger RNA. RefSeq lists its product as uncharacterized. Bases 249 to 683 code for a protein of 144 amino acids. The transcript has a single exon. The record is from RefSeq and is a predicted model, not a curated record. Lineage: Eukaryota; Fungi; Ascomycota; Dothideomycetes; Mycosphaerellales; Teratosphaeriaceae.
GCCCGCCGACAAGGGCGGCUCCGCUACCUGCACCGCCCGGAGGCCCGCCGACAAGAGCGGCUCCGCGACCUGGUGCGCCAGCAUUGAUAGCCGACCCUAGCAAAGCCCCUGUAUCGGCGACAGCGGGGACAGUGCUCAGUGCUACUCAAGACCAUGAAACGGAAGUGCCAAGAGUCCAAUCGUCGCACAACGCGCCAGCGCCGUCAUUACCGUUAGUGCCGAUUGCCAAACCGGACAUCAAGACAGCAAUGUCGCAGCCCGCAUCGACAAACAUGCCACACUCGGUGUUGGCAGCAACGCAGACAAUCCCAACUGCCAACCAGGAUCCUCAAAUGAAAGUGCCGAGAAUCGAAUCGGCGCAUAACGCGCCAAUGUCGUUGGUGCCUUCAGCGCCCGAAAAUGCUCGAGACGAGCAACCAACGUCUAAACCGCCCAACGCGCCAACCCCGGGACCGCUCUUCGUGAUUGACACCCUGCAUGUGCUGAGCCGCAAGCCUGGCAUACGAGACCUGUUGAAGUGUACGCCGCUCUUGCGUAUGACGGAACGGACUCCGCAACCUCUCUCACAGACCUUUCCUAUUGGCCCGUUCAUUCCUCAGGCAUGGACGGAUGCGCUUCGGCAGAGCGACUUGCCCGGGCUCGUAGUUGACAGUUCGGGUGCAUUGCUGUCGGCACCACAGUGAAGUCGCCACCAGCCCGAUCUUUCAUAUGUCGACGAAGAUAGCGUUCGGUAUCGGAAUGAAACGGUCACUUGUCUUACUUUGCUAUGUUGAUUGUGUUCUUUUGAAUCAGACGGACUUGGAAGCGAUCGUCCACAUCGCUUCGUAGCGAAGUCCGUCAGUCUGAUCAUUCUAGCAGGACUGCCACGCACUUGCUCGUUUCGUCAUUUGCCGAAGUUCGCUGAAUCACAUACGAGGUAUGGCUGUACUCCAUGCACGAG